GAAAAUGGCGUCUCUUUCCGCUCGGGGGAAAUGCGAAUCUAUACAUCUCGUGUCCAUCCAUAUGUAUGUAUCUAUGUAGGCGUAUAUAUAUAUUGAGACUCGAGAUCCGACGGAGCAAAAUCCAGAGAGAGAGAGAGAGGGAGAGAGAUGGUGGGUGUUCAGUUGCAGAGUUGGCGGCCUUCGAUGCUACUACCUUCACGAGUUUCCAGAGUGAAUCGGAUCCCAUCUCCCAACAGGAGUUUGUGGCUACACGCUUUGCCUCUGCAUGGGUUUAAGACUUAUAGACACCGAGCAGGGGAAAUUAAAGUCAGUUUACAAAGGACAGGAGACAAGAUGCAGACUAGCACCAGCCAGGCUUUACCCCAAGAUUCUUUCUCCAAAUUAAAUGCCGUGGAGCCACAGGUUAUCUUUCAGAUUCAUCAAUAUAAAUUUGUGAUUGGAUCACUGCCAUUGUAUCUCCUGUUCAGAACAGUUGAAAAGAUGGUCCAGGAGUUACUUCCUCGUUUCAUUCACAGUUCUGUGGGUGCUGGAUUGCCUUUUGCUUGUGCAUCCAACUCUUUAAAUAAACCAGUCCCUCUCAAGUUGGACGUGUGCUUUCCUUCUUUUCACGAUCUCAAAUGGAAUCUUGCAAGGUUGCUUUACCUAUUCAAUAUUCAGCUCGAGAAGAACAUUGCUACGUUUCUCGUGGUGCUCCUGAUGGCAUGCAUAUCCUUUGUCGUAAUUGGCGGUCUCUUGUUUUUCCAAUUCAGGAAAAAAACUCAGCCCAUAGAAGACUGCUUCUGGGAGGCAUGGGCUUGUCUCAUUUCAUCAUCUACUCACCUGAAGCAAAGGACACGCGUUGAGAGAGUCAUCGGGUUUGUUCUAGCCAUAUGGGGAAUAUUGUUCUACUCUCGACUUUUGAGUACAAUGACAGAACAGUUUAGGAAUAAUAUGCAAAGGCUGAGGGAGGGGGCACAAAUGCAAGUCCUAGAAACUGAUCAUAUCAUCAUUUGUGGAAUAAACAGUCAUUUGACCUUCAUACUGAAGCAACUGAACAGAUAUCACGAGUAUGCUGUCCGUUUAGGUACUGCUACAGCUAGGAAGCAGAGAAUUCUUCUGAUGUCGGAUAUUCCGAGGAAGCAGAUAGACAAGCUAGCAGAGACGUUUGCAAAAGAUUUUAACCAUAUUGACAUUCUUACGAAGAGUUGUAGUCUUAACCUGACAAAAUCAUUUCAGAGAGCUGCCGCUGAUAAAGCACGUGCCAUUAUCAUACUUCCAACAAAAGGUGAUCGGUAUGAAGUUGAUACAGAUGCAUUUCUCUCUGUAUUAGCCCUUCAACCUAUUCCAAAUAUGGAAUCUGUUCCCACCAUUGUUGAGGUGUCAAGUUCUAAUACAUACGAUCUCCUCAAGUCCAUUUCGGGGCUUAAAGUGGAGCCAGUUGAAAAUCUUACAUCUAAGUUGUUUGUUCAAUGUUCGCGUCAAAAGGGCCUUGUAAAGAUCUACAGACACUUGCUAAAUUAUUCAAAAAAUGUAUUUAACAUGUGCAGCUUUCCUGAUCUAGCUGGGAUGACUUAUCGGCAGUUAAGACUGGGUUUUCAAGAGGUUGUAGUCUGUGGCCUUUUACGAAAUGGGAAAGUAAAUUUCCACCCAAGUGACGGAGAAACACUCCUGGAAACCGACAAAGUAUUAUUUAUUGCACCUCUCAAUUGGAGAAAGAAGAAACUCUCAUAUACAGAAACCAAAGAUGAAAAAGUUGCAAACGAUGAUAGUGAUUCUCAAAAGCAAGUCUUGGAGGCAAAAAGAGCUCGACUAAAGAAGAUUAUGAUGCGUCCUAGUAAGCCCAAAUCAAAGGGAUCAGAAUUGAGCAAAGGACCUAAAGAAUGCAUACUUUUGCUUGGUUGGCGAAGAGAUGUUGUUCAGAUGAUUGAAGAGUUUGACAACUAUCUUGGCCCAGGCAGUGUAUUGGAGAUAUUAUCCGAUGUACCGUUAGAGGACAGGAAGAAAUCAGACAAUGGUUCAGUAGGGAAAAUUAGAAACGUCCAUGUUUCUCAUAGGGUUGGAAAUCCUAUGAACUAUGACACGUUAAAGGAAACUAUCAUGCAUGUUCAAAGUUCGUUCAGGAAAGGUGAAGAUAUUCCUUUAUCCAUCCUUGUAAUAUCCGAUAGAGACUGGCUUCUUGGAGAUCCGUCCAGGGCUGACAAGCAAUCUGCUUACUCUCUUCUGCUCGCGGAGAGUAUCUGCAAUAAACUUGGUGUGAAGGUACAAAAUUUAGCCGCCGAAAUUGUUGACUCGAAACUUGGGAAGCAGAUAACAAGAAUCAAACCGUCACUGACUUAUAUCGCAGCAGAGGAAGUGAUGAGUCUUGUCACAGCACAAGUGACGGAAAACAGUGAACUGAGCGAAGUGUGGAAGGACAUACUGAACGCAGAGGGUGACGAAAUAUAUGUAAAGGACAUAAAGCUGUACAUGAAAGAGGGCGAGAAACCCUCAUUUGCUGAGCUCUCGGAGAGGGCGUGGCUAAGGAAAGAAGUCGCUAUAGGAUACAUCAAAGGCAACAAGAAGGUAAUCAAUCCGGUACCGAAGAUGGAAGCCCUGGACUUAGCAAUGACAGAUUCGUUGAUAGUUAUAUCGGAGCUGGAAGGAGAACAGCCCAUCAUAUUGCAGUCGAAGUAGAGGCUUCAUCCCAAUCUUCAUAUGCUGCAUAUGAUUCUUUCUUCAGAUGGUGAAACAGGUCAGGCAAUAAAAUGAGCAUUCUGCUUCUUUCCCUCUUGCAAAAGAAUCAUACCCCGACCAGGUUGCCCCUCAUAGUCUGAAGCACAAGCCGAUUAAGUCUUCUUCUUCUGUCUUUUAAGACUGUCCAAAUGUGGACUGAUUACUGUUUUUUUU
Messenger RNA from Tarenaya hassleriana, 2865 nucleotides. RefSeq names its product putative ion channel POLLUX-like 2. Gene Ontology annotation, biological process: monoatomic ion transport. Lineage: Eukaryota; Viridiplantae; Streptophyta; Magnoliopsida; Brassicales; Cleomaceae. The record is from RefSeq and is a predicted model, not a curated record.